AUGUACGAUCAGUGCUUCGCCCAGUUUACAACUUGGAGCGACGAGUCUCGCAAGCAGCUCGCGGCGAAUAUCGCCAACUCGACAGCGACGUGGAAGGUGGUUAAUUCUCACUACUUGCCCUACGCUCACUACUCUGAGGCUGGAAUGAAGAAGUGGUUUGACAUCAUUCAAGACACGGGCGUUCACCUCUGGCUGAACGGCCACACUCACGGCGAGAACCACGACUACUCGUCCACGUACAAGGUUCACUUCGUGGACAAUGGCGCCGGCGGUGGCAUCCAGAAGGAGUCUGCGGCCGGCAUUCCGAGCUACGCCUCCAGCUACGUGGAGAACCUGUGGACGUACGACGGCCAGGAGUACGGCUUCUUCUCGCUCACUGCUUCCAAGGACUGGCUCAAGCUGCAGUACCACACGGCGGACGACAAGUGGUCGUACGCCAAGAGCUUCAAGGCUUCCACCAUAGGGGGCGUGGCGACAAAGCACUGCUGGUACGUGCCGAACGACGGCACCGAGGGCAAGGAGUGCUCUUCGUCCACUUCCUCCUCGUCCUCGUAG
Phytophthora sojae is the source of this 555-nucleotide messenger RNA. RefSeq lists its product as hypothetical. The transcript has a single exon. NCBI's taxonomy places the organism in Eukaryota, Oomycota, Peronosporomycetes, Peronosporales, Peronosporaceae. The record is from RefSeq and is a predicted model, not a curated record. Bases 1 to 555 code for a protein of 184 amino acids. Gene Ontology annotation, molecular function: ferrous iron binding; ferric iron binding; acid phosphatase activity.